This is a messenger RNA of Raphanus sativus (radish), 1033 nucleotides long. RefSeq lists its product as uncharacterized. The record is from RefSeq and is a predicted model, not a curated record. The coding region runs from base 222 to 899 and encodes 225 amino acids. The transcript is spliced from 7 exons. Lineage: Eukaryota; Viridiplantae; Streptophyta; Magnoliopsida; Brassicales; Brassicaceae.
UAUUGAACAUCAUGGGCCUGGGCCUCUUGGACUCAUUCUUCCCUUUUAGUUUAAUGAAGACCUUUCAGUAAAAAGAAAAAAAAAAAAAACUUUGGAGUCAAGUCAACGGUCGUUACAAGUAGAUAACCGAUAGUAUCUUCGUCUCUGUUCUUGGCCUUUUGUUUACACAAACGGUAAGACUCACGUCGGAGACUUAAAGCAAACUGUAGUCAAUCAAGGUUAUGGAGCGUGAUGACGGCAAAGAAGUAGCUUUCAAGUUGUCAGAAAAUUGUGUUCUCAAGAUCGUUAAAGGCGACAUCACCGAGUGGUCCGUAGAUGGCUCAUCCGAUGCUAUUAAAGUUUGUUUACUUCAGGUUAAUCCGGCUAAUGAGCGUAUGCUAGGUGGUAAUGGUGCAGAUGGAGCCAUUCAUGAUGCUGCUGGGCCACAGCUAAGAGCAGCAUGUUAUGAAGUCCCAGAAGUUCUUCCUGGAGUCCGUUGUCCCACUGGAGAAGCAAGAAUCACACCAGGUUUCAACUUACCUGCUUCUCAUGUGGUUCACACGGUUGGACCAGUUUAUAAUGCCGAGAAGAAUCCUAAGAAACUCUUAGAAAAUGCCUACAGGAACAGUCUGAGAGUGGCUAAGGAGAACAACAUCCAGUACAUUGCAUUUACUGCGAUAUCUUGUGGUAUUUUCAGGUAUCCUUUGGAUGAAGCUGCUUCUAUAGCUAUCUCCACGGUUAAGGAGUUCGGUAAAGAUUUUAAAGAGGUACAUUUCGUUAUGUUCAGCGAUGAUACAUACACAACGUGGGUGAACAAGGCAAAAGAGUUGCCACCUUCGCCACAAGACCGAAGCUCAUCAUCCCACUCGACGAGGACAAUCAAACCUGGAUUCUUCACUAAACUCAACUGUUUUAGGUAGUUUUAUGGCAUUCCCGCCAAACAUAGACAUUGUCGCUCAUCUCAUCACGUAGUAAACUUGUAUUCGUACGUAUAUCACACUUUAAACGCAAAGCUUUUGAGAAGAAAAGAAAAAGUGUACGAAUCCUUCUUUCA